AUGCUGCCUCGUGCUUCCUCGGUAUCUUCUGGCUCAACCACCAGCUCGGGUACCGCGACACCCACAGCGAGAGCUCUUCCAGCUCGCGGACUCCUUUCAGCGUCCACCUCCAACAGAUCCCUGUCUGGCAGCACCGCCAGAACCACCGACGCCGCCCAGCGCCCUUUCCCUCGACCCGGCGCUCAGAUACCUUCAGCACGUGAACGUUCCGCGCCUUUUGUCGCUCCCCGACAUAGCCUGGCUGCUUCCGCCAUGGCAUCUACCUAUGCCGCACACAACCAGAUUCCUUCAAUUUUUGGCUUCUACUCGCACGAUGCAAACCCUACCACGCAAGUCAGCACCGCCAAUGCAUCCACCUACCAGCCGCCCGUCAAUUGGCGCCAGCCAGCCUCUCGGACCGCACCAACUCAUCAGCGCGCCGGCUCCAACUCACCCGUUCCGGCUCGAGCAGUCCAAGCCGCCUUCCAAUCACCCAUCUCCAGCCCACGAACUGGAGCCUUGAGCUUUUACGCGCCUGCAGCUCAGCGAAGUCAAGCUCGCAGCACGUUCAGUAGUUCGACUGCUUCGCGUUCCGAACAGCGAAGGUAUAACUCGCAAUCAGCAGUCACUGGGCCCGACUCGAAUCUGCCGUCUUUCCAUCUUCCCACUGAGCAGCCUACUUUCGAAGAGACGACCACCAUCUCCUUCACUUGGACCAUCCGCGACCUGCAUCUGCUGCGCGAGGAAGUGGAGCUCUCUCCUCCACCAUCCGAAGGAGGCCGGUCGGUCAGCGCCGGUGCAGGAAAGAGUGAUGUCUGGACGAGUCAACCUGUCUUUGGCGACAACAAGUGGAAGGUCGAGCUCGUUCGUACCACCCGGCCCCUUCCGGGCGAGGCACAGGCUCCUUUGAAUGGCUUGCACAAUCAUGUGGACGACGAAGAGACUACGCCGGCCUCCACCACAAGCGUCGAUCCAAUCGCUAUACAAGAUGAUGACGCGACCGCAAACGCUCCACGUUCCAGCAUCACCAUCCUUUCGGUCUACUUGACUGCUUUGGUCCUGGACUACACGAACGCCGACGUCGAGAUUCCCGCUUCCAUCAUGCUGGGGCUGCGACCGGUUCGCGCCGCUGUCGGAAGGAGUGGCGCAGAAAGCGGCGGCUAUCUGUGGCGACGCUUCUACGACUACACCUUCCAGAAAGAAGCCGACCUUUUCACCUGCCACGACCUACCAAGCGUUUCUGAGAUGCUUCGAGAUAGCAGCGUAGCACGCGAUGAUGCGGUUACGUUGACCCUUCAGCUUGGCCUAGGGCCUGGCCACUCGCGCGGCAGGUCCAGCCAGCUCGACGACGGUGCCUUGACCCGUGCACCAAUCGAAGUAAAAGGCCAUCAUCUGGUUCCCAGGGCCAUGCUCAGUUCCUUGCACGGCUUGCUCGAUGACGCCAACACGGGCGAUGUCCGUAUCUUGGUGCGCGAGAGAGGUGUCUUGCUUCCUGGCUCAUCCGAGAGAGACUCCAUGUCCGAUGACGGUCACUUCGAUGGGACCAUGGCCACCGACAGUGGGCGCAUCGUGCCCUACCCCGUCGGGUCGAGCUUGCCGGCUUCCUCGGCUGAAACAGAGGCAGGCACUUCCGCUCCCAUUGAGGACGACCCAGACCGCAUCUUCGUGCGCGACCGUGUCUUGUGGGCGCAUGCGAGCGUGCUCAAGAGCCGCAGCGACUACUUCAAGACCAUGCUCACCUCGGACUUCAGCGAGGGGAUCAGCCGUAGCUACGGUGAUCCUGAUAUCAGCGAGGGGCGCGGCCGCAACGUCCGUACUCUACAAAUUUCCGACGCCGACUUUGUCACUGCCUACCGGUUCUUGCGAUAUCUCUACACCGACGACAUUCAUUUCGCCGAUCAGGAAGACGUGCGCAGCGCUAUAUUGGACGAGGAAUGGGCGAGGGGUGCUGAUCAGGGCUACCUCACGGUCGGAUCAGCGAACGAAGACACCAACCACCACGGCAUGCGCCAAAGUAUGCUUUCGAAUUGGACAUCCAUCUCGCAGCUCAAGGAAUUCAAUGACUUUGAGAUGGACGACGACACAAGCUAUGCAUCGCCAUCGGAUGCUACACCGGGCAGGCGACGAGACUUGUCCGGCUCCUUUGUCCUGCAGGGAUCAUCCUUGCACACUGCCGCGUCGACGUCAACUGCUGCUACGACAUCUGGAUCUCUUCGACAGAGGACAAGCGCAGCCUCAUCUGGAGGCGUUGUUGGUAGCGCUCGCCCCUUGUCGGCCCCGAACUCACCUUCAGCCGCCACAGGCGCAGGCGGAGCAGGCAAGCAUCACGCAGCGGACGGAACUGCAGCCCACCGCACAAUGGCGGAAGCAUCAGCGACUGGGACCUCAGGCUCACUCGAUCCGCACGACCAUCCAUGCGCUGACCCCGGACCCGCCUCUGCCCUUUCGAUCUACAAGCUCGCCCAUCGCUACCACAUGCAGGAUCUGUCAAGACUCGCGGCGCUCCACAUGGUCGCGACGCUGACACCGCAGUCGGCGUUCCCGAUGCUGCUCGCCACGUCGAUGUACGAGGAGCUCCAUGCUCAGAUCAAGACGUACGUCUACCAGCACUGGCACCUCGUAUCGCACACGCAAGAGUUCGAGCGUUGCUGCGACGAGGUCUCGGUGGGCAUGUGGGGAGCCGAUGCGGGCAAGACGAUGCGAGCGUUUGUGAGGAGUUUGGUCUCGCCGCUGCGGGCUGCUCAGGGUUGA
This is a messenger RNA of Kalmanozyma brasiliensis GHG001, 2730 nucleotides long. RefSeq names its product BTB/POZ. Gene Ontology annotation, cellular component: cytoplasm. Gene Ontology annotation, molecular function: ubiquitin protein ligase binding. Lineage: Eukaryota; Fungi; Basidiomycota; Ustilaginomycetes; Ustilaginales. The record is from RefSeq and is a predicted model, not a curated record. Gene Ontology annotation, biological process: proteasome-mediated ubiquitin-dependent protein catabolic process; regulation of proteolysis. The transcript has a single exon. Bases 1 to 2730 code for a protein of 909 amino acids.